AUCAUAUAAAGGAGAGUGUCAUUUACAUAAAAAAUAAAGUUUUUGAUUAAAGACCGUGCAUUUAAAUACUUUUAUGGUCAAACAUAUGUCUAGCUAAAGUGCUUUAUUUUUCCUGUUAAGAGCCAAUACUCAGAAACCUGUUGGGGCUUUUGAUUUGAGAAUGGCUGGUGCUACAGAAAAUAGUAAAAAUGCAAGAUAUUUAUCCGAAUCUUAAAAAUGACGCUAUAACUUGCAUGGAACUUCUUUUCAAAGUAAUCACUGAUGCAAUUAAAGCAAAACGAAAGAUUACGUGGCUACUCUACUCAUUUCUCCAUUAUCAAAAAACAAUAUUUGCUGAAACGGAAAUGAAUCCGUUUUAUUGCAAAUACUUAAAACAGAGGACUGAAGUUAGCUCUUCAUUACAAGCACAACAAUUAAUUGAUGAGCUCUUAAAGAAGUAAACUGAGGUUGGAAAUGAUAAAAGUGAAGAUGAAUCUUUUAAUGGUAUCCUUGGUGUUGCUAUCAAAUACAGUCAGUGCAUCGUUUAAGAAAAAGAACUCAAAGGCUCAAUGUUCAGCAAGCUGUGGAAUUCCCGGGGUUCCCGGAGUUCCCGGUGUACCUGGAGCAGCCGGACGAGACGGUUUAAAAGGAGACGUAGGAUCUAAAGGAGAAAAAGAUGAACGAGGUAAUCCUGGUCCUCCGUUGAAAAAUGACAUGAGCUUUUCAAGCUGGAAACAAUGUUCUUGGAAAAGAAACGAUGGUAAAGAUCAUGGAUUAAUUCAGAAUUGUGUAUUCACAAAAAAGUUUGACAACACUUCCCUUCAAGUGUUUUAUGGAGGAACCUUGCGAAUUUAUGGGUGCAAUGUUUGUUGCAAACGUUGGUAUUUUACUUUCAAUGGAGUUGAAUGUAAAAACCCUCUUCCUAUUGAUGGAGUUCUUUACAUGAAGAAUGGAGAGUCACAAAAUAUCCAUCGACAUCGUCACAUUGAAGGAUAUUGUAACAAAAUUCAUAAAGGAAAAGUGCAAGUUGGAUUCUGGGUCGGCAAUUGUGCAGGUUUCGGUAACGCAGAUGCAUCCACUGGAUGGAAAUCAGUUUCUCGUAUUGUUAUUAGAGAGGUUCCUCCUCCACAAGAUUAAUUCCUUUUGUAUGUUCUCUUCUCGUAAAAUCAGUAUUUAAAUUCCCGUUCUGGUUUUUUUUCGUUUUUUUACUGUAUUGUACAUCUAGUAUGCAACAUAAAUUUUACAAUCGUAUAUAUAUAUUGCAAUCUAUAAUCGCUAAACUACCAAAAAAUGGGACUUCCUUUGAGAGAAAAAUAGGAAUAGUUCAUAUGGUUUGGUAUUUGCUAUCAUCCAUUUACAAAGUGUUGUUUCAUUACUAUGACUUUCAUAGAAUAUAUCUUGACUCAUUUUGGAAGUCAUUUCAAAGUAUUCACAAUAAGAUUAGUACUCAGGUCAACCAUCUGAGCUUUAGUCGAAAACUGAUAUUGAGUUUGUCCGACUCGGCAUUUCAGCCAAUUGAAUUCCACAGCGACUUUACAUCAAUAUUGCAUACUAUAUUUUUUCUCAGUUCUCCAAAGAAACACUAAUUUAAAAAUAAACUACUGAAUUGCCAAAUA
Molecule: messenger RNA, 1595 nt
Organism: Xenia sp. Carnegie-2017
Lineage: Eukaryota; Metazoa; Cnidaria; Anthozoa; Malacalcyonacea; Xeniidae
Product: collagen triple helix repeat-containing protein 1-like
Exons: 4
Coding region: 454-1116 (220 amino acids)
Source: RefSeq, a predicted model, not a curated record